GAACUUGCUGUUGCUGGAACCAAACGACACCGUUUCAAAAGUAAAACAUUGAGAAGUGAACGCUUACACACUGACUAAACUUUGACCCUUUCGAAUUUUGCUAUUUUCCAAACCCUAGCUAAGCUUCACCAUCAUCUUCCUCUAUCACCAACCACAAUCUCUUUCUCUUUCAUUGAUCUCUCUCUUUCUCUCUCAUUGAUCUAAUUUACCUCAUUCUCUUCUCAAUUUUCAAUUAUAAAACCUUCAUUCAACUUCUCUCUCUCUCUGCAUCACCAAACCCUAAUCCACAAUUAACUCCCUGCAAACGAAGAUUACACUGUUCUCUUCAAUCAGUGGAUCCACCUAACGCCAGAUCGAGAUUUUUUUAUAGUGAUGUCUGUGAACAACAAUAACCCUUCUAAAGGCAUUGGCGCCUCUUCAGCAUCCUUUGGUAAUGUUGGAAUACCCUCCCCUUCUAUGUCUACAAACCCCGUGUUUUCACAAUCUCAAGCACAAGCCCAAGCCCAAAUUGCUGCUGGUUUUCAAGGACAGUUUCCUUUGUCUCAAGCCCAUGCUAUUGUUCAAGCACAGUCUAAGGCUCAGGCCCAAGCUCAAGCUCAUGCGCAAGCUGCAGCCGUAGCUCAUGCUCAAUUGCAGGCUCAUUUGCAAGCUCAAGGGUUGAGUCUUAACCAGAAUCAGGUUGGUGGUUUAGGGAAUUUAGGUGUGUCGUCGUCGAUGGUUUCGACGCCGGGUAAUGCUAGUGCAAAGCGGGUUCCUUUGAAACCGCCUAUGAGGCCUGUUGGAUUUUCACCUCAAAACAAUUUCUCGCCAUUGAGACCGAUGGAGCUCACGCCUGCCACACGGAGGAAGAAGCAAAAGCUUCCUGAGAAACAGAUGCAGGAUAGGGUGGCUGCCAUUCUGCCUGAGUCGGCUCUUUAUACGCAGCUUCUUGAGUUUGAGUCUCGGGUGGAUGCUGCGCUUUCUAGAAAGAAGGUUGAUAUUCAGGAAGCGCUGAAAAAUCCGCCUUGUAUUCAGAAAACUCUUCGUAUUUAUGUGUUUAAUACUUUUGCUAAUCAAAUUCGUACUAUACCUAAGAAACCAAAUGCUGAGCCUCCAACGUGGACGCUGAAGAUUAUUGGGAGGAUAUUGGAAGAUGGUGUGGACCCUGAUCAGCCGGGCGUAGUUCAGAAAUCAUCUCCGUUGUAUCCAAAGUUCUCGGUUUUUUUCAAAAGAGUAACUAUUUCAUUGGAUCAGAGGCUAUAUCCCGAUAACCACAUUAUAAAUUGGGAGAAUACUCGAUCACCUGCUCCUCAAGAAGGUUUUGAAGUGAAGAGGAAAGGGGAUAAAGAAUUUUCGGUGAAUAUACGGUUGGAAAUGAAUUAUGCUCCUGAGAAGUUUAAGCUUUCACCGGCAUUGACUGAAGUUCUUGGCAUUGAGGUUGAUACACGCCCGAGAAUUAUUGCUGCGAUAUGGCACUAUGUGAAGGCAAGGAAAUUGCAAAACCCGAACGACCCUUCAUUUUUUCACUGCGAUCAGGCUCUACAGAAAGUAUUUGGGGAAGAAAAGGUGAAGUUUACAACUGUUUCACAGAAAAUAUCGCACCAUUUGUUCUCUCCACAGCCUAUACUUUUGGAGCAUCAGAUCAAACUCUCGGGGAAUAGUCCAGCCGGGAGUGCAUGUUAUGAUGUGACUGUUGACGUUCCUUUUCCUAUUCAGAGAGAGUUGUCUGCAUUAUUGGCUAAUGUGGAGAAGAACAAAGAGAUCGAAACAUGCGAUGAAGCGAUAUGUGGAAUCAUUAGAAAAAUCCAUGAGCACCGUAGGAGACGGGCAUUCUUUCUUGGUUUUAGUCAAUCUCCAGUAGAAUUUAUUAAUGCCUUGAUUGAAUCUCAAAGCAAGGAUCUGAAAGUUGCGGCUGGAGAACCGAGUCGCAAUGCUGAAAAAGAGCGUGGAUCAGAAUUUUUCAAUCAACCAUGGGUUGAAGAUGCUGUAAUUCGAUAUUUGAAUCGCAAACCAGCUGCAGGAAGCGAUGCUCCGGGAAGCACAUGAUGCCAAGAGAAGUCCUAGUGCUCCUUAUUUGAAAAAAUCAUUCAUCCUUUUAUGGUUUUUGUCAGUUAGGAAAAAAAUGGUAGCACCAUAGUUUCAUGUUUCUGUAGUGUUGUAGUCCACAUUGGUGAAUUAUUUGGUUAUUAUAGAGUUCAUCUAUGUCCGCCUAAGAUGCUUGAAAUUAUGAAAAAUUGUACUAGGAAGGAUUAAUUUAUGUAUAGUAUCUUUUGUUGUGACAACACAGGUGAAGAGAAAAUAUGUUGCAUGCCAUGAAAAUCAAUUUGUGAUCUGUUGACGUUGAUUAUGUCAUGUAAAUGAUGUAAUACAAAUAUUUCUGUUUUUUUUUUGGGUCAAGUAGUCUAGUGGUUAUAUCCACGCAUUAAAUGUGGAGAAUCUGAAGUUCAAAUUUGAACUUUUAUAUAUCAAUGUCAUUUAGUUAUCAA
This is a messenger RNA of Cicer arietinum (chickpea), 2465 nucleotides long. RefSeq names its product SWI/SNF complex component SNF12 homolog. The record is from RefSeq and is a predicted model, not a curated record. Lineage: Eukaryota; Viridiplantae; Streptophyta; Magnoliopsida; Fabales; Fabaceae.